Girardinichthys multiradiatus is the source of this 1825-nucleotide messenger RNA. RefSeq lists its product as uncharacterized. Bases 103 to 717 code for a protein of 204 amino acids. Gene Ontology annotation, cellular component: phagocytic vesicle; late endosome; lysosome. NCBI's taxonomy places the organism in Eukaryota, Metazoa, Chordata, Actinopteri, Cyprinodontiformes, Goodeidae. Gene Ontology annotation, molecular function: GTP binding; GTPase activity. The record is from RefSeq and is a predicted model, not a curated record. The transcript has 5 exons. Gene Ontology annotation, biological process: phagosome-lysosome fusion; endosome to lysosome transport.
UGUUGGCCCCGAGAUGAAAGCUAGUGGGAAUUUUCGAGCAGCUCUUGAAGGCAUCAUCCUCCGCUGGAGCGUCGGAUCGGUGAAUCAGCGGACAGCCUCAACAUGACUGAGAAAAAGACUCCAGUGACACUGAAAACAAUCCUCAUAGGAAACUCUGGGGUGGGAAAAUCCUCCGUCAUGAACAGAUAUGUGAAUCACCGCUUCACCAACAUGUACAGAGCCACCAUAGGGACUGACUUUUUCUCCAAAGCAGUCAAUGUAGCGGGAAACACAGUGACUCAGCAGAUCUGGGACACAGCAGGCACAGAGAGGUUCCAGUCCCUGGGCUCACCUCUGUACAGGGGGAGCCACUGCUGCAUGCUGGUGUUUGAUGUCACUUCCACGGCCAGUUUCAGCGCCUUGGAUAUGUGGAGGAAGGAGUUUCUGAUCCAAGGAGAGCCUCAGGAUCCGUCUGACUUUCCCUUUAUUGUUCUGGGCAACAAGACGGACCUGAGCAACCGGGAGGUGUCUUGCAGAAAGGCCCUGCAGUGGUGCGAAGAAAUUGGAGCAGAGUACUUUGAAGGCAGCGCUAAAGAGGACCCGGACCUCGAGAAGCCGUUCUUGAAAGCCGCAGAGCUCGGCCUGGGCCAGUACAAAAAACACACAUUGGAAAAUACAGGACAUUUCCAGAUAACCUGCGAACAGCCGAGAGAAACUCGCAACACCUGUGAGUGCUGAGAGGGGCACUCGUCCCAGCGUGGAAAGGAAAGUUCAGAGACUUCGGCACUGCUGAUGACCUAUCUAACAAGGGUGCAAAAAUAGUGACCCGGCAAAGGUACUGUGGAAGGAAAGGACACAAUUGUAUACCACAUGGAGAGAGGAACAAACUCAUUAAAUUUUUUUUUCUUUUUUUGAGAACCUUCAGCUUAUGGUCUAACUUAAGGCAUCACUACUAAAAUACACUGCUUUUGCAUGCAUGUCUAGUUUUGUUCAACAGACACACCGACACGCACAAAAUUAUGAAUGCAUAUGAAGAGAAAGUUCGUUUCUAGAGAGAAUUCAGGAGAAAUCCCAACCUGAAGUCCAGGCAGCAAGCGGAGGCCUCGGCUCAAACGUUCGAGCCUUUUAAUUAAAAUAUUGUUUUUUUUUUUACCAUCACAACUAAAUCUGGCCUUACAUAGAAGAUCUCCACUCAUGCCCAGUCAGACAUCUCCUCCUUGUACAUGUGUGGACUGAUGAACCAAGCAGGGUUUCACACUCCUUCAGUGAAUCAGCUCGACAGAAGCAAAUCAAUCAGAACAAUCAGGGAGACUAUAUAUAUAUAUUUAUAUAUAUAUUUGUUUCUUUUAUAAGUAAAGACACAAAAGGCGAUCAAGAGAUGACCAACAUGUAAAAACAGUUAGUUACAGGUAAUUAUAUAAAAGGCCAAGAUGUUUGUUUUCAGUUUUUUUGUGUGUUUGUUUUAUUCUUGCUCUAUGAAUGAACUAAUUUACAAGUGAGUACACUCCGGCUGUUAGCGGUCUUCCCAGACAUUCCCAUUCAAAGACAAACAUGUCACAGGUAGCUUUGCACACCAUCUGUGGUCUGAAAUACAGAGCCUUAGAGGAGAAAAACAAAUUAAAAUUUAUUCAGUUGAUUCACAGACAAUAAGGUGGAGUUCGGGGGUCUACUAAUAUAUUCAGCCUCUCUACAAAUUAAAGAUUCAUGAGCAAAAGAAGCAGAGGACAACCAACCGGGUAAAGGGGAAAAAAUCUGAUGCCGAUUUUUCCUUCAAACCCGGGGAAAUUUGUGUUUGGCAAACAAAGCAACACAAGCAUUAAGAAGUAAACAAAGUAAAAAAAAAAAA